AAUGGUAUUUAAGUAGGAUAAUUUUAAUGAUUAAUCGGCAAUAUCAUGCAACACUUUCCUAAGCGUAAAAUGUAAUCAUCACUCGGAUAAUUAAAAUAUGCACUAAUACACUUUUUUUUAAACCAGAAAAAUGUCAUCGGUAAUGCCUUUCUUGUCACACACGUACUUAAAAUUCUCAUAUAUACUAUUGCUUAUUUGUGUUAUAAACAUUUAUUGCUUGGAUGUAUUGAAGAAAACAAAUAAUGAUUUAACAAAUCUGCAACUGAAUCAUCAUGUAAAUGCUACUUUGAACACUAGUGAGUCCACCAAAGUGAAAUGGCCGAAUAAAAAGAGACGUCAGAGAUUUCCAGAAUCAAAAUCGUUCUAUAGACGGAGUGAUUUAAUCGAAUCAGACAAAAAUGAUAUUAUAAAAAUGAAAGCUGUACUAAAUAAUACUGCAUUAUUACCAUGUCGCCCAGAUAAGAAAUUAUUAACUGAAAAUGGCAUAGAUGAUAAUACAAAGGGAACUUUGUUAUGGAAACGAACUAAAACCAAUGAUUAUCUAAUUCAUAAUAAUCGACGACUUCAUCCAGAUACUCGAUACAUACUUGAUAUGUCAUCAUUUGAUCAGACUAUACUGGAUCUUCGAAUUGAUCGUGUACAGAGAACAGAUGAAGGGGAAUAUGUAUGUCUCUAUUCAAAUGGUCAAACAGUUUAUAAACAGCGUGUUUACCUUAGUAUACUUGUACCUCCAGUUAUCUCUGAAAACAGCUCCAGUUCUACACGAGUGAUAGCACAUGAAGGUGAGGCUGUUGUUUUACAGUGUAAAGCAUGGGGUGUACCAGAGCCUAUUAUUACAUGGUAUUUAACGCCAAAAGAAGGACGCCAGUAUCGAAUAUAUGAAGCAACGGAUAAAAGAUUUACAAUUAAACCAAAUCAGCUGAUAAUUUCAAAUAUUACUCGAGAUCUACAUGGAACUUACAAGUGUCUUGCACAAAAUGGACUGGAGCAAAAUGCCUGGCGUGUCAUCGACCUUGAUGUUCGUUAUCCACCCACCAUUGAAAUGGCCAAUUUAAAACUUGGACAGUUACUUAGGGGUACAACCAUGGUGCGUGCUGUGAUUGCUGGUAAUCCAAUCAAUUUGUUCUACUGGGAAUUCGAAGGAAGGCCAAUACACGGGCCUAAUAGUAACUGUCUCAUACCAAUGCCAAAUGAAAAGUAUUGCAUUCUUAUCGACAAAGCAAACUCUAAACAUGGGAUAAUCAGAACAACCUUGUUUAUAGCUAAUUUGACUGCAGCUAAUUAUGGAUACUACACAUGCGUUGUUGAAUCGCCAUUUGGUACAUUUCGUAAUAGUACAGAAGUAUUUAGAACAUACUCCUCUCCAGCGUCAACAUGGGAUAACCCAUUUGGAGCAAGUUAUGAACAUCAUGUCCCAAGUUUAUUGACAAACUAUCAAGGUUCAUAUGAAAAAAUGUCGGAAAAAUUAAACAAACGUGCAACUUACCUCACUCAAGAUCGCUUAAAACCAUCAUUAUCUUCAUCAGCAGUGGAAAACAAUUACGCUUCAAUAUCUUCUGUCUCUUCGUUUAAUCAACGUCAACCACCAGUUUGUCCUUCAUGUUCAAAAUAUAAAGGCAGUAAAGAUUCAAUCAAUAUCCUCCCAAAUCCCAGAACAAUGAUACCUUCCAAUGAAUACGGCUAUUUAAGUAACUUAUCAUACAGUUUAAGAAUACCAUUAUCGUUAUUCGAUUUACUAUUGUUAAAUGUCUUUAUCUCAGUUAUGUGUAAGUAUUUCUCUUGAAAUAUGGAAUUCAGGAUAAGACGCUGAAACAAUGAAAUCGCAACACAUAUACAUAGUGUAUAAGUGAGAUUUUUUUACAAAUACUCAACACUUUCUUCCAUUCAUUUGCAUCUGUUUGAUAAGUUUAAAUGCAGCGCCAUCAAGUUGACGCUGACCUUCACCAAUUUGUUUUGUGCUAGCAAAUACAUCUCCUUCUUACAUAAACAUUGUCAUCUUUCUUUCUAUGCACGGAUUUAUUUAUUCAUUUAACAUGUAUAUUUGCGAAG
Messenger RNA from Heterobilharzia americana, 2049 nucleotides. The record is from the annotation of a GenBank genome assembly. NCBI's taxonomy places the organism in Eukaryota, Metazoa, Platyhelminthes, Trematoda, Strigeidida, Schistosomatidae.